Trypanosoma cruzi is the source of this 4953-nucleotide messenger RNA. RefSeq lists its product as uncharacterized. The record is from RefSeq and is a predicted model, not a curated record. The coding region runs from base 1 to 4953 and encodes 1650 amino acids. The transcript has a single exon. NCBI's taxonomy places the organism in Eukaryota, Euglenozoa, Kinetoplastea, Trypanosomatida, Trypanosomatidae.
AUGGAGACGUCUGGCAAGGCGGUGGCUCUGCCGCCUGUUGAGAGUUCAAAGGGAACGCGUGCAAAGAGCCAUCUCCAGCAAGUCACGGGGAAUUAUUGCUUGGUUUUGGAGUCGUCUAGCAAAACAAAUCUGCAUUUGCCGCCACUGUCUGAAUUUGCUUCUCCCACCGGCGAAAACGGUGUGGCAGGAGUGACGGAGAGUGGGAACAUGGACGGAACGAUGUCGCUACCGUUGGGUGAUACUUUCAGGACGGGAUCUUCAUUUAAUCUACGUCUGCCCAGCCAACCUGCGACUGAGGGGUGUUUUGGUUUGGCAUUCAGAGAGAAAAAGAGGGAGAGGGAAGCAGAAGAGGAAGAAAAGAAGGAGGAAGAAUUCAAUUCAUACACGUACGACGCAUAUUCCCCUCUAGGCAGGAGUGGAUCUCCGUCAGCGUGGCGGAACGGUUAUUUUUUGGGUUCUGUAGAGGAAUGCUGCGGUGUUGAUGGCACAAGGCCUCCAUCGGGGGUGUUGCGAUAUCUCAAGGGAGACUCUCUGGAUGGUGGGACGGGUGGUGAAUGUGAGGCAGCAAAAGGGGAGGAGCAAAAAAUUUCAUCCCAUGAGAUGGCUGACUUCCAUCAGAACGAAUAUUUAAUGUCCGAUGCAAUAGGGACGGUGGACGGUUCACCACAUUCUCCUGGAGUUUUGUCAAACUUUAGUCCGAUUUUUCAACAGUUACUUCGAAGGAAUAAUGAAAGUAAUUCUACGGAAAAUGUUGGGGUUUGUCAUAGCGCCAACCGUGAUGGUCAAGUAAUUAACUCUAGCGGUUCUUCUUCUCAUACUCCAAUGGAAGACUUUGGCUUUGGAAAAGUGGAAAGAAUAGACGAAUUGGCAGAUUUGUACGCUGCCGACCGUGACGUUGCUCUGCUUCUUCUAUAUCCUGGAGAUGUUAUUGACGCCGUCAAGAGAGGAAACCAUCCGGAGGAGAUGUGGCCGUGUAUGGAAGAGUUUUUUUUGACCGUGUUCCAUAAAUUAAGCUCUACAGCGACCUGCAAUGAAGCUGACACUUUUUCCUUGCAGAUUUCUCUCACGGUUCUUAAGCAUGACCAGAUGAAGGAAUUGCUACCCAAAGGUGGGGACGGCGCUAUGAGGCCGAGAUGUUUUACCAAAGCACUCAUAGAAAAGUCACCCCUACAUGGCCCAGUUCCACUCCAUGCUAUUUAUUAUGAAGUUAAAAGUCUGGAAGAUGUCAGGAAAUUAGUGCGUAGGGCCCUCAGAGGGAUGACGACAGAUGACUAUCGCUGUGGUGUUUUAUUAUUCCUUGCCAUUCUUCGGCAAUUCAAGAAGGAAACGGAUGAUAUUCUUGUUUCCACGAUGGUUUCUGCCGUUUCCACUGUGGAAACAAUAUAUGUGGCUGUUAAAAAUAGGCAACUUUCUACAGCUGCUUCUCUUUUUCGAAUGGUAUUUCGUAGCCCACGACUAGCGGCCUCGUUGGUGCGAGCAUUGACGGUGAGUGGGUUGCAACUGUCUUCAGCGGAGACGUCGUUAAUGAUGGAGGUGAAUCGCGUUCUCCAGGCCAGAAGUAUUCGGCGACGUGGUGAUGUCACGGUGAGCUUGCGUUCAGUUCUGGGCUCGGCAAUGGCGUUCUGUAGGGCUUUGAUGGAUCAGGAGGGUAACGAAAAAAAUGACAAAGAUGACGGUGCGAAUAAAACACAUGGGGCUUCCCCCUCCUUGUCACCGACGAGGGCCUUGGAGUGCCUCCAGAAAAUAGCAAUGAACAUUCGCUCUGCAUUGCGGACUCCUAUCAGUGAAUUUCAUGGGAUUUUGCCCAACAAGGAAAAGUUUUUCAGCGAGGGCAAUGGGGGUGCGGAAGUUCCGGAACGACAAGGGAAACAGGUAACCGUUUUCUUGGAAAAACUAGGCAAGCGUGCGAGCAAACUGUUAAAACUUGUAGCCUCCAGGUGGACCCAAACGAGAAUAAGAAUCAAUCUCUUUGGAGGCGUGCUUGCGGCACCAACAGGUGGUAUCAAGCCGCUCUUUACGGAAGCGACGCUGAUAGAUGAGGAUUUUCUUCACGAACGCCUUUGUUCCCUUCUUUUUCUGGAAUUGUUGGAAGACGCGGGUGAAAAGGAGAUCAUCAACUUUGUUGAGCCGAAUAGCGUCGAGGUGAACACGACUGAAGGUCUGUUGUGUAAAUUGUCUUUCAAUGAGAUCUGUUUAUGGCGGAAUAAGCCAUUUGCGUGUGGACCAUCCACACAGGGUGCUUCCAUCUCGUACCUCCUAAGUCAUGCGUUUAGCUUGUUUGGGGAGGGCUACAACACAGCCAUCUUAUACAUGCGGGAUGGUGCGAAAUGCUUUGCUGACAUCCUUACCUCCCCUCUGUGGUUGACAUUGUUAAGGUUUGUGGAAUCUGAAACAGCAGCACGUUGUACUGGACGUGAACUCUACCUUUCUGUGACGCAGGUUCUGUCUAUGGAUUGCGUCAGGGAUCAUCUUGCAACUAAAUCAGAGGAGGAAUUUCAAGACUUUAUUCCACUUCCGUUUCAGGCGGCAUGGACACCGGCAGGGCCAGUGGUUCGAGGAGCAAAAUUUGUUUCGUUGAAUUCGGUUGAUCAGUUUGUCGAGAUUCUCAGUUUGUUGAGUAUGAACGCGAAGGUGCUUCCCAUAUCUCUGCUCAGUGGGAUGAAUCUAAUCUUCUCCUUCAUUCUGAAACGUGGGACAUCCGCGGUGAUCACGGCGCGUGAGGACUCAGCGGCGCUCGACGAGGAUGUGGUGCUCUCUUCCAUGACAUUUACCCUGACAACAGGUGCAGAAUGUUAUAAGUCACUUUGGAUCGAUGAAUUUGUUCCCAUGGAGAGUCCCCGAAAUCUGUACCGUUGUAUUCAGCAACACUUUACGCUCUGUGUGACGGAUGUGAACAAUGUCUGCAUGACGGCACUAAACUUCUUUGAAACCCAAAAACUCCUUCAACAGAUAAAAGUACCCCCACCGCAGAGGAAGUGGACCAUGCGUAGCUUGGAGAAGUAUUUGGCAGAGCGGUGUGCCAUGUACAUGCAAGAGAUUCUCUGGUUGAAGGGAAAGAGUGAUGCCAGUCUGACAAGAGAACAACAAGGUCUUAUUUUUGGUGAUACACAAACAGCAACAUUGCGGGACAUUGCAGAAGCAUGGGCUCUGGUGGAGCGAAUGCGAAGCGCCGUAAAGGAGCUCCUUGAUGCCCCAAAUGCCGCCCAUCCCAUGGCGAUAGUUGCCGACGGCAGUUACGACAUCACGAUGCCACCGAACUUUUUACUUCAUUCAUCGUUUACCUCUACGGAAUUGUUAAUUGACAAUCAGCAUCUUCAGCAUCCUCAGCAUCCUCAUCAUCGUCAUCGUGAUGUAGCCAGAAGCUUUGGUGGGGAGAGACAUAUCGAACCAUGCGGGAGAUCACCAUCCGUACAAGCUGGGAGUGGAAUGGAACAAAAUGGAUUAGACAAAAACAAUUACUACUCGAUCUUAUGCGAGCCAAGCCACGAACAACAACAAGUACACGUGCAGGGUAAAUUAGGUGCGGUAAAAAAGACGCAAAUGCGGAGGGAUAAUGAGGAGGCGAACCAUUUCCGCUUCUGUGAGUUGGGACUAUCUCAAGAAAGUGCCCGUUUCUUUUUAUUGCCCGCCAUUUCCAGUGUAGUUUCCCCGGAAUUCGACAACAAGCGAAAUGAAGUGAUACAUAGCUGGUGUGAGUUCCUGCCAAGAGGUGUGCCGAAUGAAACAACCUUUCAGAAAUCUGUUUCCAGACGUCUCGAUGAAAUCCUGGAACGGGCAUGCGAGGUGUUCGACGGACAAGUUGAGAAAAAAGGGAAGAAACUCCGGAUUCAACCCGCGGCGGUUGUACUUCACGAUAAUGCGAAUUCUAGUGGAAAGCUGCAUAUAGAGAAAAAGUGUAUUUCUGUCCAGAAAGAAGAAUGUGUCUUUACAUCUCUGGAUAGGACGAGCAACGCUGUCACCUCGUUGGAAGACUUACCUGGAGUAUCAGGGCUAUUGAUGGAUCUUACCAGCAGGUUUCAAAAGGGACAGAAUGUCACACUUCUUACGGCAGAUGCCACGAUUGGUAAACACCAUUUGGCGCUGACGAUGCUUUUGGAUGUUGUUCGCUUGGCACUGAAACGAAAGCCAAAUGAAACUUACAUCACAUUUUCUCUUGGGUUCGUCCGUAAUGGACGUUUUGUGUAUGAUCUUUUGGCCGAUCAGGAGACUCUUAUGGCAUCGAAGCUUUCGUUUAAAUGUAACAGAUUGCUUGGGCCAAUGAUUCAGGAUGGUGUGAGGUGGCAUGAUGUGCAGCAUGCGCACGAAGUGGAUGCACUUAUCAAACAGAUUGAACAAACUCUAUCGGUAUUGUUAGUACGGUGUGUCAGCAAGGAGGACAUGCAAAGUACGUUCAUAAUGUUAACAGCCGUUGGUAAAACGGUUGAACCGCACGAUGUUGUGUUUUCGUCUUUUGUUGGUUUUUUUGUUUGGAACGAGGUGAACUUGUACGAUUUCCUGCUACGAUCACAAGAACAGGAAAAACAAGUAAAUAGUGCUGAAAAAGAAGCCAUGCGAUCAAUUUUACUUUCUGCUGUGCGAGAUCGCUCGAGUUUUGUACGGACUUGCUUUGUGUAUCAUACGGCCAUGCCGGAGACGUGUGCUCAACGUUUUUUGAUGGUACAGAACCGGUUGUGUGGUUGUUUUUCGAACGAACCCCAUAAAGGCAGUUUGGCUUCCAUGACACGGCGGCAAAAAGCGAAGGUGACGGGAAAAAAGACGGGGUGGAGGAGGCUCCUGGGACGUGGGUCCGUAAAAAUGGGAGAAGAAAAAUCGCGCAUGGUGAAUCAGCUGAAAUACUUUGAAAUGAUUCUUGCCGACACUUACAAGGCGGUUCUUUUAGUGGAGGGAAUGGAAAGUAAGCCGCCAUCAACCGAAUCACCAGAAAAAAGGGGGGAAACGGGAAAGGAUGAAUAA